This is a messenger RNA of Cucurbita moschata (crookneck pumpkin), 1217 nucleotides long. RefSeq names its product type IV inositol polyphosphate 5-phosphatase 11. Gene Ontology annotation, molecular function: phosphatidylinositol-3,5-bisphosphate 5-phosphatase activity; phosphatidylinositol-3,4,5-trisphosphate 5-phosphatase activity. The coding region runs from base 189 to 1037 and encodes 282 amino acids. Lineage: Eukaryota; Viridiplantae; Streptophyta; Magnoliopsida; Cucurbitales; Cucurbitaceae. Gene Ontology annotation, biological process: response to salt stress; response to abscisic acid; response to jasmonic acid. Gene Ontology annotation, cellular component: plasma membrane. The record is from RefSeq and is a predicted model, not a curated record. The transcript is spliced from 7 exons.
GCAUACGCCGCAUGGUUUGGUUUCUUUGAAUUUUUUGUGACCCGAUCUCUCGAGUAGGAACUAAUUCAAAGACGCCGGCGCCGGCGCUCCUCCAGCACCAGGGCGGCGCAGCCCACGAAGGGAUAAAAACCGUCGUGGUCGAUGAAGACGUGUGCAGCGGCGUUUGCAUUUACAUUGUUACUUGGAACAUGAAUGGGCAAGCGCGUUAUGGGGAUUUGGAAAAGCUGGUCGGAGGAAAAGGCGGCAGCCGGGAAUUUGAGCUCGUCGUUGUCGGGUUGCAGGAGGUGCCACGGUCGGAUGUUUCCCGCCUGUUGCAGUCGGCUUUGGCUGAGUCUCACAUGUUGGUAGGAGAAGCAACCAUGCAAUCUCUGCAACUCUAUGUGUUCUGCUCCAAGAACUCUGACUUUUUUAUCAAAGAGGUGAAGGUGGAUAAACAAUCAAUUGGAGGGUGUGGCGGAUUGCUGAGAAGAAAGAAAGGUGCUGUGGCCAUUUUUCUUAAUUACAGAGGCAUCCGAAUGCUCUUCAUUUCUUGUCAUCUCUCUGCUCACGCUCACAAGGUAGAGGAGAGGAACUGGGAGUGCAAACACAUAACGCACUCGUUAUUUUCAAAGAAAUGGAACCCUUAUGCAUUGCCCGUUCAAGUCACCGUUUGGUUGGGGGAUCUCAACUACAGAAUUGAAGGGAUCAGCACACACCCAGCUCGAAAUUUGAUCCGCAAAAAUCUUCUUUCACUGCUAAGGAGCAGAGAUCAGCUUAUGCAAGAAGCUGAAAGAGGACGCAUAUUCGAUGGCUACUGCGAAGGAACAUUGUCGUUCAAACCGACCUACAAAUACAACGUCGGAAGUAGCAAAUACGACAGCAGUUAUAAGGUGAGAGUGCCAUCGUGGACGGACAGGAUCUUGUUCAAACUAGAUGAGGAGGAGAAGAUUAGUGCAAAUUUAUGUUCCUAUGACUCAAUGGAUGAGAUUUACAGUUCCGACCACAAGCCAGUUAAAGCUCAGCUUUGUCUUCCACUUACAAACACAUCCUCGUCUUAGUACCAGCUGCUCCCCACUCCAACCCACACUGCCUUCUCUGUAUGUAUCCCUUAUUCCUAAUUUCUUUCGUUCCAUUCGUCUCUUUCGUAUUUAUAUGCAUGUGUAUGUGUAUGUGUAAGUAUGUAUGUAUGUAUUACACUGAUUAUAAUUGACUGUGUAUUUAGUUUAGAAAAAAUGCAA